CCUCACGGGCCCCCCGGCUGCAGCAGCGGAGCCCCCCGCCCGGGCCCCGAUGAGUAACUCCCGCAACAACCGGGUGAUGGUGGAAGGGGUCGGGGCUCGGGUGGUCCGGGGCCCGGACUGGAAGUGGGGGAAGCAGGACGGCGGCGAGGGCCAUGUGGGCACCGUUCGCAGCUUCGAGAGCCCCGAAGAGGUGGUGGUGGUGUGGGACAACGGCACCGCCGCCAACUACCGCUGCUCCGGGGCCUACGACCUCCGCAUCCUGGACAGUGCCCCCACAGGCAUCAAGCAUGAUGGAACCAUGUGUGAUACUUGUCGCCAACAACCAAUCAUUGGUAUCCGAUGGAAGUGUGCUGAGUGUACAAAUUAUGAUUUAUGCACAGUUUGUUAUCAUGGAGACAAACAUCACUUAAGGCAUCGUUUUUACAGAAUUACCACACCAGGAAGUGAAAGGGUACUUUUAGAAUCUCGUCGAAAAUCAAAGAAAAUUACAGCCAGAGGAAUCUUUGCAGGUGCCAGAGUGGUUCGAGGGGUAGAUUGGCAAUGGGAAGAUCAAGAUGGUGGAAAUGGAAGAAGAGGGAAGGUAACUGAAAUACAGGACUGGAGUGCAUCUAGCCCACACAGUGCAGCAUAUGUUCUAUGGGACAAUGGUGCUAAGAACCUCUACAGAGUUGGCUUUGAAGGCAUGUCUGAUUUGAAGUGUGUCCAAGAUGCUAAAGGAGGCUCUUUCUACAGAGACCACUGCCCUGUACUAGGUGAGCAGAAUGGUAACCGGAAUCCUGGUGGACUACAGAUUGGUGACCUAGUAAACAUAGAUCUUGAUCUAGAGAUUGUGCAGUCUUUGCAACAUGGGCAUGGAGGAUGGACUGAUGGCAUGUUUGAAACUUUAACUACAACUGGAACAGUUUGUGGCAUUGAUGAAGAUCAUGACAUUGUAGUACAAUACCCGAGUGGCAAUAGAUGGACUUUCAAUCCAGCUGUUCUCACUAAAGCUAAUGUUGUCCGAAGUGGGGAUGCUGCACAAGGUGCAGAAGGGGGCACUUCACAAUUUCAAGUGGGUGACCUUGUUCAGGUUUGUUAUGAUCUAGAAAGAAUUAAACUUCUACAAAGAGGUCAUGGCGAAUGGGCAGAAGCUAUGCUUCCUACCUUAGGCAAAGUUGGCCGUGUACAGCAGAUUUAUUCAGACAGUGACUUAAAGGUAGAAGUUUGUGGAACAUCUUGGACAUAUAAUCCUGCAGCUGUUUCCAAAGUGGCAUCAGCAGGAUCAGCUAUUAGCAAUGCAUCUGGCGAGAGACUAUCUCAACUCUUGAAGAAACUAUUUGAAACUCAAGAGUCUGGGGAUCUUAAUGAAGAAUUAGUUAAAGCUGCUGCUAAUGGAGAUGUUGCUAAAGUAGAAGAUUUGUUAAAGAGACCAGAUGUUGAUGUAAAUGGACAAUGUGCUGGACACACUGCCAUGCAAGCUGCUAGUCAGAAUGGACAUGUUGACAUUUUAAAACUUCUUUUGAAGCAAAAUGUGGAUGUAGAAGCAGAGGAUAAAGAUGGAGAUAGAGCUGUUCAUCAUGCAGCUUUUGGAGAUGAAGGUGCUGUCAUAGAAGUGUUACACAGAGGUAGUGCAGAUUUGAAUGCUAGAAACAAACGCAGACAGACUCCACUUCAUAUUGCUGUGAAUAAAGGUCACCUUCAAGUUGUGAAGACGUUAUUGGACUUUGGUUGUCAUCCUAGUCUUCAGGAUUCUGAAGGUGAUACUCCCCUCCAUGAUGCAAUAAGUAAAAAACGUGAUGAUAUCCUUGCAGUCCUUCUAGAAGCUGGGGCAGAUGUUACAAUCACAAACAACAAUGGUUUUAAUGCUCUCCACCAUGCUGCAUUACGCGGAAACCCCAGUGCCAUGCGUGUGUUACUGUCCAAACUGCCAAGACCAUGGAUUGUGGAUGAGAAGAAAGAUGAUGGUUACACUGCCUUGCAUCUAGCUGCACUCAAUAAUCAUGUAGAAGUGGCUGAACUCUUGGUGCAUCAGGGAAAUGCAAACCUGGAUAUCCAGAAUGUAAACCAGCAAACAGCACUUCACCUUGCCGUUGAACGACAACACACUCAAAUAGUCAGGCUCUUGGUUCGUGCAGGUGCUAAACUGGAUAUACAAGAUAAAGAUGGGGAUACUCCCUUGCAUGAAGCUCUGAGACAUCAUACUUUAUCACAGCUCCGUCAGCUCCAAGAUAUGCAGGAUGUAGGGAAAGUAGAUACAGCCUGGGAACCAUCUAAAAACACAUUAAUAAUGGGACUUGGUACACAAGGGGCAGAGAAGAAGAGUGCAGCAUCUAUUGCCUGCUUCUUAGCAGCCAAUGGAGCUGAUCUUAGCAUUCGAAAUAAGAAGGGUCAGUCUCCACUUGAUUUGUGUCCUGAUCCUAGCCUCUGUAAAGCACUGGCCAAGUGUCACAAAGAAAAAGUCAGUGGUCAAGUGGGUUCAAGGAGUCCUUCUAUGAUCAGUAAUGAUUCAGAAACUUUAGAGGAAUGUAUGGUAUGUUCAGAUAUGAAGCGAGAUACUCUUUUUGGCCCAUGUGGACAUAUUGCUACAUGUUCUCUGUGUUCUCCACGUGUCAAGAAAUGCCUCAUUUGUAAAGAACAAGUUCAGUCUAGGACAAAGAUUGAAGAAUGUGUGGUGUGUUCUGACAAGAAAGCUGCUGUUCUGUUUCAACCCUGUGGUCACAUGUGUGCUUGCGAGAACUGUGCUAACCUCAUGAAGAAAUGUGUACAAUGCCGGGCAGUAGUUGAACGGAGAGUACCUUUCAUUAUGUGUUGUGGUGGCAAAGGUUCAGAAGAUGCCAGUGAUGAUAUUGCAAGUGGAAACAUUCCAGUUUUACAGAAGGACAAAGACAAUACCAAUGUCAAUGCUGAUGUACAGAAGUUACAACAGCAGUUACAAGAUAUCAAAGAGCAGACAAUGUGUCCUGUAUGUUUGGAUCGUCUGAAGAAUAUGAUAUUCCUCUGUGGCCAUGGAACAUGUCAACUCUGUGGAGAUCGAAUGAGUGAAUGUCCUAUUUGCCGCAAAGCCAUUGAACGAAGGAUCCUUUUGUAUUAAAUGAGAAAUAGUGUGUUUUGUUAGCUAAACGAAAUUUAAAUGUAUUUGAUAAGGCAAUUCUAGUGAAAUGUUGUAUGAUACCAUAGCCUAUGUUCUACAUUAUAAUAACUUUGACUGAAUGCGCCAAAACCAAACAAACCACAAAACAGUAUUUGAACAGUCAUUUUAAAAUCUGGAUCAAAUCCAUGUAAGUUACAGUUAAUUGAAAACAAUUUUUUAUUACAGACUUGGCAGAGUAUGGUUUGAUUUAAAAAUGCAUUUUAUUCCUAAUUCUUUACUACUUCCAUUAAAUUUUUUUUUUUUACUAUUCAGUCUUAUCAGCCCUUAGAUGAUAUGCUUUUUUUCCUGUGUUUUCUAUAAUAUUUAACAUUAAUAAUCAUUUUUUCCCCACACUAAUCCUAACACAAAUGCUAUAAAAUUAACACCUCUUUAAAAUGCCAUUUUGCACCAAAUGAAGUGGGUAAAUCAAACGUUUACCUUUAUUUAUAUUACACACACCCAGUAAUUUAGUGUUUCAAAAAUCUUGGUGUAUUUUGAAUGUAGUUCCAAAAAAAGCUUCAUUCUGCAUUAAGACUUUUGGGACACCCACAUAAAAUCAUAAUUAUAUAAUCUGAACUUUAUAUAAUGUAAACAAGUUUGAGAAAUGUUUUGAGAGAGGAGUAGUAGUGAGAGAGUAGGAAGACUACUGAACUUAGGAAUCACAAGUUUGAAUCAGACUUUGCCAUAUACUGCCUGUGUGACACUAGGCAAGUCCUUUAACCUCAUUGGAGUUUAGUUACUUUAUUUGUAAAAUAUGAAAAUUGAAUUAGAUGAUAUCUGAGGUCCCUUUCAACUCUGGGUGUAAGAUCACAUGACUUGUACUUUAAAGACAUAGAGGUCUCAAAUUUAACUUCCAGUUUUAACUUUAAUUUCCAGUUUUUUCCCAAUUUUUCCCCAAUAAUAUGAGAAAGUAAUAUAACUGAUUAAGUUUUAUUUCUUAGAUUGUAAAAGAAAAAUCAGUCACAUAACUGUUGUUGUCAGUUAACUGAAGAGUAAUUAAUUGAUGCUCUUGUUGAAAAAAAUAAGAAUGGGCAAUCACAGUGGGGAAUUGAAGAAAAAAAUUGAGAAUUAUUUCCCUACCGCAUUGCAAAAUAGAAUUGUGUGUGUGUGUGUGUACGUGUGUGUGCAGCUUCUGGCCAUUAUUAAAAGAUACUGCCCUUCUUCUAUGACCUAUUACACUGUUAUUAAGCCUUAUAGAACAAUGUGAAUACAUUCACCCCAGUACUCCAGUUACAUAAUUACCAAUUGGUUUUGAUCUGACCAUUAAGAAGAGUGGUUGCUUCUUUUAUAAACCACUGAGUUUUCUUUUAAUAUGUUAACUUUUCCAUUACAUUGAGAAUAAUUAAUCUUCCAGAAGGCAGCAAAUUUCUUUCUUCUUGCAAAUCAUUACUUUUGACAGUGUUGCUAAUUCUAUAUAUCUGCAUAGCUCUUAUAUGUCAUGUUAAAGUUAUCUCCCUAAGUUACUGGGAGUAUUUUUAUGAAUUGCAAGUUUUUGGAUCUCCAUAUAAUUAAUUCACUCAUUGUUGCCAGCAACCUCCAGAAAAUGUUUAAGAACAAACUAAAAAUUUGUUCAUCGUUUGGGGAAGAGAGUUGGAUUAUGGUGGUCAUUACAAGAAUAGGAAUAAUUUUUAUUGGUGACAUCAUUUGUUUGGACACUGGCUGUGUAGAAAAUCUAGUUUCUUAGUCUUUAAAUGAGCAGAAGCAUGUCAAAAAGGAAAAUGGACUGAAAUAUUUUCAGACCUUCCAUUGUUGUACAAAUGUGCAGUCAGUAGUUUAGAGUAACAAUUGGCUGACUUCAAUACUCAAGAUCUUUAUUUUGUGUGUAUGUGUGUAUCUUUCUCACACACAUGCACACACUCCUGUAAAUUUUAAAUUGUUUUAGAAAAAUACCUUUAUAUUAGCAACACUUUCCUUCUUCAAAGUUUUUCUACUAUAUCUAAUUAGAAAGUACAAAAUCUCUUAAUCUGGGGUCUAUGGAUGCCAAAUAUAUCCAAUAAUAGAUUUCAGAUGGUCUGUGAACUUUGAUGGGGGAAAAAAAAAUAUCUUUAUUUCAAUAUAACUGAUUCCUUUGUAAAUCCUAUGUAUUUAUAUAUCUAAAAGCAUUAUUCUGAGAAAUGGGCCAAGGGGUCAGUAAAAGUUAAGAAAUUUCUAUUCUACCAAAUACUAUUUCCAAAUAUCUAAGAAUUAUGUUGAUUGAUUAAGUAAACUCAUUUUGGUGAACAUGAGGACUGUAGUAAUAAUUUUAGAUUUGGAAAUAAUUUUAUUCAACAAACCUUUUCUUUGCUCCCUGACUAGUUCUGGAAUUCACUUUAAAAGCAGAAUUUUUGCCCUUUCAAAUUAUUUUCAGUACUUUUUUUUAUGGUUUUAAAAUACAAUAUUGUAAACUGCUGCCCCAAAGUUUAUAAGUUUUUGUAGUUAUUUAAUGGAUUUAUGAAUUUGUGUCAAUUAUUACAUUUAUAAAGUUAUUUUUGUGGCUAGAUAACACUUCUGUUUUGAUCAAUUGAAAGCUCUUUUGUUUUUAAUAAUUUUGGUUUUGUGAGAGAUGAUGAAUAGAAAUUAACAUGUUCUCCAGCUGUUUGAAAUUUUGGCUUCCAUUUUGUAUCUUCCAACAAUAGUUCCUAAUGAGUUAUUUCUCAUUCCAUUAACCAUCUCUUUUUAUCUUAUUGUCAUGAAGGAAAUUGUUGUUGAAAACAAUUUUCAAUUGUGUUUAAAUCUUACUUGUUGGUCAGAUCUUUAGAAAACUCUAGUUUUAGAAAAGAUGUAGUGCCAUUUAGAUUUUGUUUUGCUUUAAAAUUUUUCAGAAUCAUGGUCACAAUUGUGCCAUUUCCUUAAUUCUUAAUUUCUUCUGCAUAAUCAAGUAGUAUAUAUAUUCAGUAUCAAACUGCACUGAGUUAGGUGACCAACCUUUUUUGAUGACUUCAGCUUGAAUUCGGAAUUUCCAAACAUUAGCUAUGAAAUUGUUAUUAAAUUGAUUUUUUAUUUUGAACAUCUAUUUUGGUGGUGGUGGUUGUUGUUCCUAAUUUGAACUAGGGAAGCUGGAUCUCAAAUACUAUUAGUGUAACUUUGGUCAAUACCACUUUCCCUACUUUUGAAAUUCUGUAGGCAUGAUCUUCAUUUGUGUGUUCCUUUUCCUUCAUCACUUCCUUCCCAGCAAUCUCAUUUGAUGUUCUUUUUCAGUGCAUUUAAUACCUAUCUUUUUGUGUUUUGGGGUGUGUUAGGUUUUUGUUUGAGAGAAAAUUAAGAGAGGAUAAGUACGAUGUCAUAUUUUUACAUGUUGUAUUACCUAAUUUAUCCUAGGAUAAUAAAUUAUCCCAAUUUAUUUAGCUGGAAAUAUGUAUUUCAUUAUCAUUAAUCCUUUUUAUUCAUUCCAUUUAACAAAUUAUUAAACAUCCCAACCUUAAAUUAUCUCUGUAAGAUCUGUCAAUCACCAACCUUUCAAAAUCCAGUGAUAGAAAAAAUCUUCAUUCCUGGUAUGUCAGAAUUGUCUGAAAAUUGUUGCCAGAAUUUUAAUACUGUCACAUUCUUCUGCUAAUUAUAUAAUCACUACUGUAACUUGAUUUGGCAUUCUAUAUUUGACAUCUUCUUAGAGGUAGAUGUUAAAAUUGGCUUUGAUAAGAAAAAAGAUACCAUAUAAUUUAACAACUAUUAAGUACCUCUGUAUAUUAUGCAGAGUGCUGGGGAAAAUAGAAAAUUUAAAGAAAGCAUGAUCCCUGUUACUUAGAUAUCAUAGAAUAUGGUUUACACCUUAUCUCUUCUUACUAUGUAUUAAAAUUGUAGUUUUGUGUUAUAACACUGCCAAUUCUUGGAAUAAUAUUAGUAAGUUUAAAAUGAGAACUUACUGAAGGUGCUAUUCUUUAAGAACAAUCAUUUUAAUGAACUUGUUCCUGUUGCUGUGUACCAUAUUCAUAUCUUGUAAAAAGCAAAAAAACUUUCGUUCCCAAGAUAAAAACUCUAGUGCAAAUUAAAAUUCUUUUAGUAUAAUAUUAGUUCUAACCUACCAGUUAGUUUCAUUGGCAUAAUAGGCAAUACAGUUUUAAGGUUGGAUUAAGAUAAUGCUAAAAGUUAAAACUACAAAUUGAUAAAUUAUAGUGUCAAAGUCUAACUUUUCUAAAUUAUUUUUAAAUGACUGAUUUGGUUUGCAAGACCAUUUUUAACAUAUUUAAAUCUGUCACUUUUGCACCACUCAAAUUGUAUCAAUAUGAAAGCACACUAUCUAGGUAGCCUAAGAAGUUAAUUCUGCCAUAUGUGCACACAGUGUACCUGUGCCAUUUAGAUUGUGUAUGCUGCCAAAUGCCUCUUGCCUUGUUCAGUCAGGUUUCCUUCCUUGUUUUCAUAGGAUCUUCACUUAAACUUUGAAUAGUAAAAAAGUGGUAGGAUUUCAUAAGAGAGAUGGUAAAAUGCAGAGGAAUGGUAGAGUUUGGUGUCUGAACAUAGAAAAAAGGGAUUGUGGAGGUCUCACCAAGGUGAGCUUGUGAGAAGUAUUUAAUACCAAAAAAGCCGUUUUAAUUAAUAAAAUCAGUUUUUAUCAUAUUUUGUGUUAUGGCCUAUUGUUUUGUAAAUCACAGGCUUAAAAUGGCUUUUGAUUUGGUCCAAAAGGGAAAUAAUUAGCCCCUCUCAUAAAUAACUGAAGUGUUAACAAUAAUUGUUCAUUCUAGAGAAAUUAAAUGUUUUUCUUCUAUGUCUAUGUAAAUUAGGAAACAAAUUCUAUCAAUAGUAACGUGCUUGUGUUUCUUAAUGACUUAACUAAAAGAUUUAAAUUAUUGAUAAAAGUGGCCCUCACAAAAUGUUUUUUUGGCUUUCCAUCAGAUUGAAAACAAUGCCCUUUCCUUCACUAUUGAUUACACAUUUUCAUAGUUGUUUUGGAGGAAGUUUAAAAAUGUCUCAUCUUUGAAACAUAGUUGUUUCCUCUCUCUCCCCUCACCUCUUUUUAACCAGAAAAAAAAGUUAAGUUUCAAAGAAAAGUUUGGUUAGCUCUGAAAUUGAAUGGGGUUAUAACAUUUUCACAAAUAGAUGACUUGAUAGAAAAAGGGUAAAUAAAUAGACUCUUAAAAUCUUUGUCAAUUUAUUUUUGCUAAAACAGAAGAACCUAAUUUGGCAUUAUUCCAUAUGUUGUAAUAGGAAUACUCAUUGAUAGCAGUUGUUAAUCAUAUAGAGAUGGAAUUUUAUUCAAGUAAGCAAAAUUGUAACAGUAUUAAGAAUGAUAUUUUGUGGCUAGUUUAAAACAAUGUUUGAAGAAGCAUUUUUUGUUUGAUCUGUUUGUUUUGCUAUAGUAGAAAAAAUGUUUAGAUUGUUUGAAUUUUCUCUUUAGUGUGUGCUGGUGAAUAAUAGAAACAUGGACAAUUAGUGUUGAUCAGUUAAUGUUUCUUAACUUAAGACUUUGAAACUUUCUACCUCCUUUCUGUCAAAGUGUUAUAUUUUCCCGCAAUUCUAGUCUUUAGGUCAAAGGAAAAUGAAAGUCGGAAGCUGGAGGGUUUUGGUAGUGGUGGUGUUUUGGGAAAAACAAAACAAAACACCAUCCCCAAGACACUAUUUUGUUUUUUUUUCACUUAAGUUUGGUGCCUAAAUUCAUAAUAAAAAGUUAAAACUGAUCUUUAAAUAUAUAAUGAUAAAAUUGCCAAGUAUUAACACAUAUUGUUCUCUUCCAUUUUGUAAGCUGCUUGAAUAAUUAAUUUCCUGCAAAACAAAAUUUUUUUUUGUUUUUUUACAUCUUUUCUUCCCUCCUCACUUGUCACUUCCUUUUAAAAUUAUAACUGCAGUCAUUUAAAAUUGACUCAGGGCUUUUUAACAGUUUAAGCAAAUUCUUAUAUGUUUGUUACAUUUUUAGAAAACCCUACCCUCAUCAUUGUUUAGUGCCUUGAAAGAAUUAUUGACUUGGCAACAACCACUAGACCAUUACAGUGUGCCUGUGUCUGUCAGUAUAUGUAGACAUAUGUGUCUCAUCAUUUAGAUACUGCAUAUGUGUAUUGGGCAUUGGUAAUUCUGAAAAGGAAGUUUUGUAGAUUUGAAUUUGAAAAUUAUUUUUUAAAAACUGAUCAUUCAUGUCCAUGAAAGCUAUACUAGUAGAAUACUUCUGUUUAUAUUCAUACUAAGUCACAUGUAUGAAAUAUCUGGGGAGAGGAUCUAACUUUACAUAAUUAUGCUUGUUUAGUUUCAAAGGAGGAUUCAGUCUUUAAAUAGUGAGAUGUUCCCCUAACCCUCCCCUCCCCAAAAAGAAGUCUUUUGUGUUCUAACAUUAACAUUUUUUUAAAAGUCUGCAUGGUGUUUCUUAAUAAUCUUAUUUUGUCUUGAGUUCACAAGUUUUUCUUUUUACUAAGUUUAGUAUGCUAGUAUCAUCAAUCCAGUAUACAAUAUAUUCAGUAGAAGAUAAGUUUUAUUGACUCAUGGUAACAUUUUGUUUCCAUCUCCCUCUCUCCCACAAUUGUUAGACUUAUAUGUUCAAUGGAAUUUGAAGUCUUUUGUGUAAAUAUAGCUUAAUUUCUGUACCAAGAAUGAUUUUGUUUAUUAGUCUGAGUUUUUAAGAAUGCUUAGCAAGUUCUAAGCUUUUAAAAUUAAGUGCUAAUAUCUUUCUGUUAAUAAAGUUUUAUUAUAUAAUGUCUUAA
Molecule: messenger RNA, 9708 nt
Organism: Sarcophilus harrisii (Tasmanian devil)
Lineage: Eukaryota; Metazoa; Chordata; Mammalia; Dasyuromorphia; Dasyuridae
Gene: MIB1
Product: mindbomb E3 ubiquitin protein ligase 1
Exons: 21
Coding region: 50-3070 (1006 amino acids)
Biological process (GO): protein ubiquitination
Cellular component (GO): cytoplasm
Molecular function (GO): protein binding; zinc ion binding; ubiquitin-protein transferase activity
Source: RefSeq, a predicted model, not a curated record